Messenger RNA from Styela clava, 900 nucleotides. The record is from RefSeq and is a predicted model, not a curated record. NCBI's taxonomy places the organism in Eukaryota, Metazoa, Chordata, Ascidiacea, Stolidobranchia, Styelidae.
AUGGCUUUAAUGUUAAAAUCUGUUGAAGCGGUGAUGACGGAAAAUAUCGCGAAUGGCGGAACAUUCACAAGGUACGGACUUCGGUUAAAAGAAUCUGACAUCGAGGGGUUUAUAGCAAAAGAAACAAUUUCAGUUGAGGAACAAAAUCAUCGCAUUCUAAUGAGAUGGAAGGAAAAGAGAGGUAGAAAAGCUACAGUGUCAAAGAUUCGAUCAAUCGUCACAAGAUUUCAAGAUAAGAACAAAAAUAUUACACCCUCGCAGCCAAACGCGAUCAUCGUAUUCGAUUUUUCAACGAUGUCUCUCUAUUCUUACAAACCAGAGACGAAGGAGUGGGUGCAGAUGCAGGGUUUAUUAUACGUUUGUGGUGGAUUGCGGGAUUUGAAGACUGUAGAGCGAUAUGAUCCAGCUGUCAAUCAAUGGAUAAAGAUAAAACAACUCAAUGUUGGGAGAAUAUCGCCCUCAUUGAUUGCAGUCAAUGAUCAUUUAUAUUGUAUCGGAGGGAGUGACAGUCAACUAAAGAAUAUACUUUCUGUUGAAAGAUUCAAUCCAAGACUAGAUAAGUGGGAGAUCUGUAGUCAACUGCUGAAGGGAGUUGCGAAUGCAAGCUUGGCUGUUCAGAAGGGAACUAUAUAUGUUGCAGACAACGGAGUAAUACAAUGCUUUGAUAUUUUUGCAAACUUAUGGAAGAUGAUUGACAUGGAGAGGGCGUGGCCAUUUAUUGUUGGAUAUGACGUCAGUAUAUUAUCAAUCAACAACGAAAUAUUCGCGAUUGGGAACACAGAGGAGGAUUCCCACGCAAUGUAUAAGUUGAACAAAUCACGAACGGAGCUCGAACAAGUUGAGACAAUAAAAGAUAGAACAAUGUUGAACGAGACUUGUAUUGCGCCCGUUUAUCACUGA